CGGUUCCAAAAUGUCUCGGGACAGCCGGGGAACAGGACCUCGGGCUUCUUCCUCCUGGACUUUGACGAGGGCAUGCUGGAGGACUGGCGCUCCCUGGCCAGCCGGAAGAGCGGCGGCGGGGAGUCUCAGGACAGCGGGGUGAAGGCGCUGCUGGUGGCCGCCUACUCCUUCAUCAUCGUCAUCUCCCUGUUCGGGAACACGCUGGUGUGCCAUGUGGUGGUGAAAAACAAGCGCACCCAGUCCGCCACCAGCCUCUUCAUCCUCAACCUGGCGGUGGCUGACAUCUUCAUCACAGUCCUCAACACACCUUUCACCCUGGUUCGCUUCGUCUACAGCACCUGGGUGUUUGGGAGGAUGAUGUGUCACAUCAGUCGAUUCGUCCAGUACUGCUCUCUGCACGUCUCCACUCUCACACUCACAGCCAUCGCUCUGGACCGGAGACAGGUAAUUUUAUAUCCGUUGAGACCUCGCAUGUCUCCAGCACAGGGUGGAGUUUGGGUUGCUGUCAUCUGGAUAAUGGCCACCUGUUUUUCCCUCCCACAUGCAAUCUACCAGAAACUCCUGACUUUCACAUACAGUAAGGAGAAGGAGCGCAGCCUUUGUGUUCCUGACUUCCCAGAGCCCUCAGACGUCUACUGGCAGUACAUCGAUCUCCUCACUUUCAUACUGUUAUACGUGCUGCCUCUGCUCAUCAUCACUGCCUCCUACACCACCGUGGCUCGCCGACUGUGGCGCCACAACGCCAUCGGCGUCACCACCACGGCUCAGCAUGCCACCCAGAGGAAGAAGCGGCGGAGGACGCUGGCCAUGCUGCUGCUGGUGGUCGGCGUCUUCGCCGUCUGCUGGUUUCCCCUCAACUGCUACGUGGUGCUUCUGUCCAGCCAGGCGAUCCACUCCUCCAACGCCCUGUACUUCUGUUUCCACUGGCUGGCCAUGAGCUCCACCUGCUACAACCCGUUCAUCUACUGCUGUCUGAACCCCACCUUCCGCCAGGAGCUCCAGAUCCUCUUCAGCAGGUGUCGGAGGAGGCGGAGAGCGGUGGUGGACCUGGAGCCGGAGCUCCGCCCAGCGGUCGCCUGCGGUCCCUGCCACAGAACUGCUUGGCCUGAUAACAACGAAUCCUCGAGGCCGAGGCACUCUCUGUCGCGCCCGGGCCAGGGCUCCUCUGACCAGAGCCAGGCCUCGUCCAGUCGGUCCCACAACUUGAAGGACGCCCAUGUGCUUUUCACCGCCAGGCAGGCGCUCACAGGGCGGACUGAUAUCCUCUCCGUGGAGCCCAUUGUGGCGGUGAGCUGACUGGAGGCAGCUGCCACAGGCCUGAGAGAGCUGGCAUAGUGGA
Salarias fasciatus (jewelled blenny) is the source of this 1339-nucleotide messenger RNA. RefSeq names its product probable G-protein coupled receptor 83. Gene Ontology annotation, biological process: neuropeptide signaling pathway. The coding region runs from base 73 to 1296 and encodes 407 amino acids. NCBI's taxonomy places the organism in Eukaryota, Metazoa, Chordata, Actinopteri, Blenniiformes, Blenniidae. Gene Ontology annotation, molecular function: neuropeptide Y receptor activity. The transcript is spliced from 4 exons. Gene Ontology annotation, cellular component: plasma membrane. The record is from RefSeq and is a predicted model, not a curated record.